Messenger RNA from Malaya genurostris, 1937 nucleotides. RefSeq lists its product as uncharacterized. The transcript is spliced from 6 exons. The record is from RefSeq and is a predicted model, not a curated record. The coding region runs from base 81 to 1106 and encodes 341 amino acids. NCBI's taxonomy places the organism in Eukaryota, Metazoa, Arthropoda, Insecta, Diptera, Culicidae.
UUUAACGUGCAUAAUUAAAAUUGUCGGAAAAAACAACGGUCACGUUUUCCUAUCGUGGUUAGUUUUUCAACUGGUGCAGCAUGAAGAAGAAAAAUACAAGAGUUGUAAAGCAAAAUACAAGCCUGCGUUUGAAAUCGAACCGUGACAACAUUGCAUUUGUCGCUGAAAUAGUUCGAUCUGAGCAAGAGGUAAAAAUAUUUAAUUUUAUCGAAAAACUAUCAACUUUAUAUAACCUCACUUUUUCGCAGAAUGUUCAUCAGCACAAUGUUUCAGAUGCAACGGAAAAGUGCGAUUCCCCUCAGAAAUUUCCAAGAAAAACGGCCAAAAAAUCUGAUUGUAAACGGUCUCCGAAACCAAAACAAACAGAAAGUCAACAUCCUAUACCAGCUACCGGCUCCCGAUCAAGUGGAGCUCGCUUGCAACAACCUGAUUUGAAUAGCUCAAAGGAAAGUGUAUGUUCACCAAAAAAGAGGUCGAAGUUGGACAAACUAUGUCUCGAUAACCAUUCAGAAUCUGUUGAAGAAUGUGAAAUGGAAGAACGGAGAACGCAAAAUUGUAAUAUACCUGGCAUAUCGAGGUCUUGCAGAGUACGGCUACGAAAGAAAAGACAAAUUUGUUCAUGCACACCAUGCAUUGCAAAUCAAAAUUCGGAAUUUAAUCGAAAUUCUAAAAUUACGAAAACCUUGACUCGCUGUUCUUCAGUGGAGAGUUUUUCUAAAAGCGCUUCGGUGAGGCUUCAAGAUUUUGAUUCUACUGAUAUUUCAACUGAAGCAAAACCAACGACUAAAUCUGUAAAUAAAAAUAUUACAUUAAAAUCAGAUAAACUGCGUCAACGAUAUCUGAGCUCUGAUUAUCCCAGCGACAUAAAAGAGACGGCCGUGAUGAAUUUAAAGGCAAAUCAACAGUUUGAAGGCAUAUUUGCUGGAAAAUCCAAACUGAACACAGUUAAUUCGCGACGAUCAGCUAUUACGAAUUCGAUAUGUGACUCAGAUCUAUUGAGAGAAACGAAGACAGCUAACGUAGUUGGAAAACAUCCACCGAUUAACAACUCUUCUGUCACCAAUAAUGCGAAAGUUGUUACAAGAAUGGAAUCAAAAUUAAUAUAAUCUUCGGAUACAGACUUUACGUCAUUGGAUGAUGUCAACGGCGAAUAUUUCGUUUCUCGUUCUAAAUUACCUAUGUCUAAAACAAUUCGAACAAUCAUUAGAGAUACCACAAAGAAUAAAAAUCGUAUGCAGUCUAUAUUGACCCCCUUAAGUAAUAGGGUAUCUCCAGCAACCAACAGCUUUACAGAUUCCUCAACUGACGAUAUGGCUAACGUUGGCGAUUACUCUUCAAAAGGUUGCGUCAAUUGUAAGAUACUUAGUAAAAGAAUUCUAAGUUUAACAAAACGUUUAACAAAGAUUACGAGAGUAUAUCGUGAUUUACGCAUUAAAUCAAACCGUUUAGCAUGUGCAUUAACAUCUCGUCUAUUGCCAAGUGAAGACAAUUUCAAUUUUAAGACAGUUCCCGGGUAUCCAUCUGCGGAUAAAUUAACUCAGCUCUCGAAUCACGCUGGAGAUAGUGAUUUCAUUUUCAUUAAACUUGUAAUGAAAGAACUCUGGCCAAAGGGAUUUCACGGCAGAACUGUAACUGGUAGAGCAUCUAAUAAUCCUUCAGGUCGACCGAUUGAUGUCAGCAAUGCUAAUUCAUCAGUUCAUAUGCCCUUGGCAAACGAUAGUUCUGGGAAAGAACCACUUGAGAAAGAAAAGGUCAACUAUGUUAAAGAACGCCUUUAUGAAAGAAAAAUACUGACUGGAAUGGAUCCAACGACUGCUGCACAAGAAUCUGCGAGACAAUCCGGAAGACAUAUGGCAAGAGUAAUUGCAUAUUAUGCCAAAAUGGGACAUUUUUGAAGUUGAAUUAUAACAAAUAAUAUGCGUUGAAAUAUUACUUUA